AUGUCAACCACGGUUUCCGGCAAUGCGCGUACGAGAGUGAGAAGGAAAGCGGCGGCGGCGGUAGGUGUAGCGGGCAAGGCUUUCCGGCGAUGCGCGUACGAGAGCGAAAAGCAAAGCAGCAUAGAGACAACCUCAACCUCCAUCGCCGAAGAUAUGUCAGCAAACCACGCCCAGCCUCAGGCUGCGGACGACGACAUUCAAUAUAUCGGCUUCCAACGCGUCAACGUCAAGAAGAGCAAGUUCCAUAGAACCGCACUGGAAGAAGACGGCCUUGUCUUUUGCGGCUAUAAGAACACCAAAGACUACACAAAUAUCCCUCUGCCCACAACCCAGCGAAGUGCGCCAGGUCCGGUCGUCAUCGACUUGGUCUCCUCGGACAGCGAAGACGAGAGCGCACCUAGCAGCACGGUGCCCAAACUGUGA
Messenger RNA from Fomitopsis serialis, 423 nucleotides. RefSeq lists its product as uncharacterized. The record is from RefSeq and is a predicted model, not a curated record. The transcript has 5 exons. Bases 1 to 423 code for a protein of 140 amino acids. Lineage: Eukaryota; Fungi; Basidiomycota; Agaricomycetes; Polyporales; Fomitopsidaceae.